Zerene cesonia (dogface butterfly) is the source of this 1077-nucleotide messenger RNA. RefSeq names its product sorbitol dehydrogenase-like. Bases 1 to 1053 code for a protein of 350 amino acids. Gene Ontology annotation, molecular function: zinc ion binding; L-iditol 2-dehydrogenase (NAD+) activity. The transcript is spliced from 8 exons. Gene Ontology annotation, biological process: D-sorbitol catabolic process. NCBI's taxonomy places the organism in Eukaryota, Metazoa, Arthropoda, Insecta, Lepidoptera, Pieridae. The record is from RefSeq and is a predicted model, not a curated record.
AUGGUUGAGAAUUUAGCCGCUGUUUUACAUGGACCAUAUGAUCUUAGACUUGAAAAAUAUCCCGUGCCAUCAAUUAAUGAUAAUGAGGUAUUAAUAAAAGUAGCCUGCGUGGGAAUAUGUGGAUCGGACCUGAAAAUAUAUUCUACCGGGCGCUGCGGCCUGGAGGUGAUCACGGAGCCGCUGGUCAUGGGCCAUGAGGGAGCUGGUGUCAUUGUCCAAGUUGGUGCAAACGUAACAAGCCUCAAGCCGGGCGACCGUGUAGCGAUUGAGCCAACACAACCCUGCAGGUCCUGCGAAUUCUGCAGAGCUGGCCGCUACAACUUGUGCGACAAGCCGCAAUAUUGCUCCACUGCAAGUGCACAUGGCAAUUUGUGUACUUAUUAUAAACAUGUUGCUGAUUUUUGUCAUAAAAUACCGGAUAACGUGAGUAUGGAAGAGGCAGCGGCAGUGCAGCCGCUAGCGAUCGCAAUCCACGCGUGCAGCCGCGCGGGCGUCAAGCUUGGCGCCAACAUUGUGAUAUUCGGUGCCGGACCCAUUGGAGUCCUGUGCGCUAUGACCGCCAAAGCUAUGGGGGCUGCUAAGAUUUUGAUGACUGACGUGGUGGAAUCUCGAUUAGAAACAGCUCGCCAAUUAGGUGUCGAUUACACACUUAUGGUCAAAGAUCUAUCGGAUCAAGAAGUUGUUGACAAGAUCUUGGAAAUAAUGGGGACAAAUCCGAAUCUAAGCAUAGAUGCGUGUGGAUUUGCUUCUGCGCAAAGAGUAGCUUUAAUGGUAACACGCACAGGUGGAACGGUGCUUGUAGUUGGUAUAGGUGAAGAAAUGGUACAAGUGCCUCUGUCUGGGGCACUGUUGCGGGAAGUUAAUAUCAUCGGCGCGUAUCGUCUUCUGAACUCAUAUCCAUCAGCAUUAGCCGCAGUAUCCAGCGGUAGAUUAGAUCUCAAAUCGUUCAUCACCCACCAUUAUCCGUUACAGAAGACACAGGAAGCAUUCGAGUUAGCAAAGAGUGGAGAAGCCAUGAAAAUUAUCAUACAUGUCGAUCAAACUGUUGUUUAAAUGUUAAUACUUAAUAGUUAAUAG